AUGACCUCCCUGAAGCCUUUACAUGCGUAUAACCUAAGGAGCGAACAUCCAAAGCGGCUUCAGGACUUUGCAUCAGACCUCAAGAAGGCCUUGGAUGCUGUGACCCCGACUACCCAUGGAUAUUACCGCGAUGUAUCCGUAUUGGCCCUUCAUUGGCAGAACGAUGAGAUGAAAGUUGGUCGCCUCGAAUCCGAACUCAUGAAUAUCUUUGCGGGGGUUUACAACUUCAGGACUGAGAGUUAUCAGAUUCCAGUCACUGGGUCAUAUCCAUCUUUGAAUUACAAGCUCCUUUCAUGGUCUACCUCCAGGGGAGGCGAACAUACACUCAGAAUAGUGCUGUAUUCCGGACAUGCAGGAUAUGCCGGUACAACGGAUCUCCAAUGGUUUCUAGCGGGGCGAGCCAAUGCAAAGGGAGAUCUUGUAGGACCUAGAAUUGACUGGAGACGCAUAAGUGGAGCAGUCGAUAAUAUCGAAGGGGACGUUCUUUACAUCUUCGACUGCUGCUCUGCUGCCUCAGUGGCCAUGGGAACGGGUCCGGAGACCAUUGCGGCUUCGGGAUGGGAGCAAGCGGCAACGGAUAGCCUACGUUUUUCGUUCACCCAAGCCCUCAUAGACACCCUCAACGACUUGAGAGGGGCACCUGAGACUGCUGUCGGGAUCUAUGCUCGGCUUUUCCGAAACGCAUACCAGAAUCAGAUAGGUGCUUGCCCUAUACAUGUACCGAAGAAAGGGUCGCCAAGUAUCACUCUCCAGAAACUGGAACCGAGAGAGGUGCAGAGACUACAGGCCUUGAAGGCCCCUGGAUCUAACAGGGUGCUUAUCAGUGUGAAGACUCGUGAUGAGAUCUCGGAGCUGGAUCUGAAAUCAUGGACCAAGUGGCUCACGACAAACAUCCCGGCUGGCGUCUUGAAUGUAGAUGUCAAGAUUGAGGCCGCCUUCCAGGGCUCAGGUCUAGUACUUGUCACGAUGCCUGUAGAGUUGUGGACAAUGCUUCCGGCAGAUGACAGCGCCUAUCGCUUUAUCGCCCAUGUGGCAUCAAAUAAUACUCUGCCACGGUUGACCCAAGGUCUCCCUAUACGCCCUGCGCCUCCCUCUGGGCCAGAAAACCAGCCUUUUCAUCGUCAGGGAAAGUGA
This is a messenger RNA of Aspergillus bombycis, 1134 nucleotides long. RefSeq lists its product as uncharacterized. Bases 1 to 1134 code for a protein of 377 amino acids. Lineage: Eukaryota; Fungi; Ascomycota; Eurotiomycetes; Eurotiales; Aspergillaceae. The transcript is spliced from 2 exons. The record is from RefSeq and is a predicted model, not a curated record.